This is a messenger RNA of Caenorhabditis elegans, 1256 nucleotides long. It is a transcript of the gene dxbp-1, whose product is annotated as DNA/RNA-binding protein Kin17 WH-like domain-containing protein. Gene Ontology annotation, cellular component: nucleus. NCBI's taxonomy places the organism in Eukaryota, Metazoa, Nematoda, Chromadorea, Rhabditida, Rhabditidae. The coding region runs from base 9 to 1223 and encodes 404 amino acids. The transcript is spliced from 5 exons. Gene Ontology annotation, biological process: cellular response to stress. The record is from RefSeq and is marked reviewed.
AUUUAAAAAUGGGAAAACACGAAAAAGGAAGUUCAAAAGACUUGGCAAAUCGAACAAAAUCGAAAGGAUUACAAAAAUUGAAAUUCUUCUGCCAAAUGUGCCAAAAGCAGUGUCGAGACGCGAACGGCUUCAAAUGCCACUUAACUUCCGAAGCACAUCAACGGCAACUUUUGCUCUUUGCCGAGAACUCGAAUUCCUAUCUCCGACAGUUUUCCAAUGAUUUUGAGAAGAAUUUCAUGCAGUUGCUGCGAACUUCGUACGGAACGAAGCGAGUUCGUGCCAAUGAGGUGUAUAAUGCGUUUAUUAAAGAUAAGGGUCACGUGCACAUGAACUCUACAGUAUGGCACUCGUUGACAGGCUUCGUCCAGUAUCUCGGAUCAUCUGGAAAAUGUAAAAUCGACGAAGGUGAUAAAGGAUGGUAUAUUGCAUAUAUCGAUCAAGAAGCCUUAAUCCGAAAAGAAGAAGAUCAACGAAAACAGCAACAGGAGAAGGAUGACGAAGAGCGUCAUAUGCAGAUUAUGGACGGGAUGGUCCAACGAGGAAAAGAGCUCGCCGGGGAUGAUGAGCACGAAUAUGAAGCCACAGAGCUCAUCAGGGAUACUCCGGAUCAGAAAAUUCAGCUGGAUUUAAAUUUGGGGAUUCUAGAUCGGAAAUUGGACGUUAAAAGUGGUGUGGCGUCGGCGAAAAUCUCGAUUUUCGAUAUGCCAAAAGUCAAAAAAGAGGAUCCGGAUGAGCCGGGACCAUCACAACCAUCACGCAAAAGUGGUAAAAAGAGAUCCCGGAGCCGGAGCCCGGCCGCCAAAAAAUUCUCGAAAAAGUCAGCGCUAGAUGAGAUUAAGGAGAUGGAGGAGAGGAAAAAGGAGCGGAAGAAUCGGAAGGAUUAUUGGAUGAGAGAGGGGAUUGUUGUUAAGGUUAUCACAAAAUCACUUGGCUCCGAGUACUACAAAGCGAAGGGAGUCGUCAGAAAGGUGGUGGAUGACUAUACGGCUCAGGUGAAGCUUGAUGAUGGUACUGUAGUGAAAUUGGAUCAGGAACACGUGGAAACAGUAAUCCCAUCGCUUGGCCGGCAGAUGAUGAUUGUUAAUGGAGCUUAUAGGGGUCAAGAAGCGACCCUCGAAUCGAUCGACGAGAAGCGCUUCAGUCUUCGGCUCAAAAUCGCGUCGGGACCCACAAGAGGACGACAAAUCGAUGUACCAUAUGAGGAUGCCAGCAAAUUGGCCUAAAUUUGUGUAUUGAAAGUAAUAAAAAAUUCGAUU